AUGCAUGAUGUUAAGAAAGACAUUGUGACUCUUAAGGAAGUAAACGAAGAACAUCAGAAGAGAAUUUCAGAGUUGGAAGAAAGAGUGAAUGAAGCUGAAAGAUACCAACGAAGAUGGAAUCUAAGGCUUUACGGUCUAGCAGAGCAAGAAGGAGAGAAUGUCAAACAACGAGUGAUUGACAUAUGCCGCGCCGUGGUACCGGAGGCUGCAGAUAACUUUCCUCAUCACAUUGAAGUUGUUCAUCGCGUCGGGAGGAAAAGCGCCGAGAAGGUUCGACCGGUCAUCUUGAGGUUUACGGCGAGAUCAGCCAAGGAGCUCCUGUGGAAGAGUGCGAAGGGAUCAGAGUAUCUUCAGUCCAGAAAGUUAAGAUUUGGAGAGGACCUAACAACGAAAGACAAAGACAGAAUUCUUGUCACAUCAGACCGAAAUGCUUUCAGAGAUGUAUAUUUUGGCAGUGUGUCUGUGUAUGCAUGUCUUCCCUGGCAACCAAAUCCUUGUCACCACAGGUUUUUAGCCUCAGCCUCAUUUUUUUGCUGUUGUGUUUGUUCUCAGUAUGGAAUCGUCCUGGACGCUGGAUCCUCUCAUACGGCCAUGUUCAUCUACAAAUGGCCAGCAGACAAGCAGAACGGUACCGGCAUAGUCAGUCAACACAGCGAGUGUCAUGCCAAGGGAGGCGGGAUCUCCAGUUAUGCUGGCAACAAAGGAGGAGCAGCCAGUAGUCUUGAGGAAUGCAUGGAACAAGCCAUGCAGGAGAUCCCAAAGUCAAGACACAAACUCACCCCUUUGUAUCUCGGGGCCACAGCAGGCAUGAGACUACUGAAUAUUUCUAAACCCAAAGAGUCAGAUGAGGUUUUGAAGGAAGUGGCAGGCAAACUGAAGACCUACCCAUUCAGCUUCAAAGGGGCCACCAUCUUAAGUGGACAAGAAGAGGGAGCUUAUGGAUGGGUCACAGUCAACUACCUGCUUGAGAAUUACAUCAAAUAUGGUUUUGUGGGUCAAUGGCUGUCUCCAGGCAGAGACACGGUUGGUGCUCUAGACUUUGGUGGAGCUUCUACUCAGAUUACCUUUGAAACUAAACAGAUGGUGGAGAACAAGGACAAUCUGAUGAAACUGCGGCUGUACGGACGAGACUAUCAGAUUUACACUCAGAGCUUUCUGUGUUAUGGGAGAGACCAGGUGUUACUCAGACUGCUGGCACUUCUGAUGAAGACUCAGGGUUCAGACCGCUCCAUAGUUCACCCCUGCUAUCCUGCAGGUUACAGUGACUCCAUAAAGCUGAGCAGUGUGUUUGAUACUCCAUGCAAUAAAAGACAAACUCCGUAUAAACCUGAUGACGACCUGCAAAUCAAAGGCACAGGAAACUACGAUCAAUGCCUGGGAAACGUUUCUCGUCUCUUCUCUUUUAACAACUGUUCUUAUUCCAGAUGCUCUUUUGAUGGAGUCUUCCAGCCCAACAUUACUGGAAACUUUAUGGCAUUUUCUGCAUUUUUCUACACCCAUUCCUUUCUUCAGGAAGCAACAGGCAUCAGCAUCACGUCCCCAGAACAUUUAGAGGACGCUACCCAUGUUGUCUGCAACAUGAGCUUUCAGGAGAUCACAAAUAAAGUUCAGGGUCAGGAAAGCCGUUUGAAGGACUACUGCACAGUUUCUGCCUUUGUGCAGGUGCUCCUGGUCAAUGGAUAUGGCUUUGAUUUUUUCUCCUUCCCGCACAUCUCCUUCCAGAAGAAGGCGGGAGACACAUCUGUUGGCUGGUCCCUUGGCUUCAUGCUAAGCCUAAGUAACCUGCUGCCUGCUGAAGAUGUUUUACUGAGGAAAUCACUGCGCUCAGGCGCCUGGAGUGCUCUGAUCAUCCUCUUUUGCUUCCUUCUUAUUGUGGCGCUAUAUUUUUUGUUGCGAGCCAUCCGUAAGAAAGAUACUGAUAAUGUCAUUUAAUGAUGAUAGAGUUAUUUUGCUCCCUAUGUACAUUGUUAUGCACUGUCCUUAGCAGGAAUGCUUCUGUUUACAGUACAUUGAAAACAACACGGAUGCACAAAAGACUUUUUGUAUCACAUUUCAUCAAACCUAUCUCAUUUCAAUCACCAAUUUCUUAUCAAGCA
This is a messenger RNA of Sinocyclocheilus rhinocerous, 2096 nucleotides long. RefSeq names its product ectonucleoside triphosphate diphosphohydrolase 2-like. NCBI's taxonomy places the organism in Eukaryota, Metazoa, Chordata, Actinopteri, Cypriniformes, Cyprinidae. Gene Ontology annotation, cellular component: plasma membrane. Gene Ontology annotation, biological process: nucleoside diphosphate catabolic process. Gene Ontology annotation, molecular function: ribonucleoside triphosphate phosphatase activity; GDP phosphatase activity; UDP phosphatase activity. Bases 1 to 1932 code for a protein of 643 amino acids. The record is from RefSeq and is a predicted model, not a curated record. The transcript is spliced from 10 exons.